This is a messenger RNA of Sardina pilchardus (European sardine), 1814 nucleotides long. RefSeq names its product leukotriene B4 receptor 2b (gene ltb4r2b). The record is from RefSeq and is a predicted model, not a curated record. The transcript has 5 exons. NCBI's taxonomy places the organism in Eukaryota, Metazoa, Chordata, Actinopteri, Clupeiformes, Clupeidae. Gene Ontology annotation, cellular component: plasma membrane. Gene Ontology annotation, molecular function: complement component C5a receptor activity; leukotriene receptor activity. The coding region runs from base 350 to 1465 and encodes 371 amino acids. Gene Ontology annotation, biological process: positive regulation of cytosolic calcium ion concentration; inflammatory response; phospholipase C-activating G protein-coupled receptor signaling pathway.
GUGGCCACUUAUCAUUGUGGUGUGAAGACGAGAACAGACAAACACACCGAGCAGCAUAACGCAGAAUAGGGAACAAUCUCUCUCUGAAGCUACCAGGAAUACCAACUAAUAGUGUUUACAUUUCACUUUAAAAAGCCUCUGGCAAGAAUCCAGAGAAUUCCAGUCCCCAAGGAUAUCACUCAUCUUAAGGGAUAUCACUGAAUUGGACAGUGGCAAGAAGAAGAACAUUGUUACAGCAAGCGUUAACAUAGAGAGGAGUUGGAUCAGUGAACAAGAGAACUUGACCCUUCAGAGAUUAUUCCUAGUGCGACCCUUUCAUCACCAUCUGCAAGACCAGCACAACAGAGAUAUGGCAAACCCUACCAAGCCUUCUCUUAUCACUGCAAUUGCAAGAGCCAACGUUUCAUCAAACAUCACAGAGGAUCCAAGUCUCGUCAGUAAUGACGCCUCGACCAUUGUGGGCGCCAUCAUCCUCACCCUGGUCUUCCUCAUCGGCGUGCCUGGGAACCUCUUCAUCAUCUGGAGCAUCCUGGCGCGCUCGCGCAAGCGCUCCAUCACCACCCUGCUCAUCCUCAACUUGGCGUGCGCCGACGGCUUCCUCAUGGCCCUGACCGUCUUCUUCGUGGUCUACCUGGCCAAGCAGAGCUGGAUCUUCAGCAGGUUCCUGUGCAAGACGCUCUUCUACCUGUGCAACGUCAACAUGUACGCCUCCAUCAUGCUCAUCACGCUGAUGAGCCUCCACAGGCUGGUGGCGGUGGUGUGGCCCCACCACGUGGGCAUCAUCAACAAGAAGCGGAUCGCGCUGCGCGUGCUGGGCGGCGUCUGGGUGCUGGUGCUGCUGCUGGCGCUGCCCGCUCUGAUCUUCAGACAGGUGCGCGAGGACGUCACCGCAACGGGAAAACGCUACGUGUGCGCGCCGCAGCACGAUAAAGGGCAAUACGGCAAAUUGGAGGUGUUCCAGUACAUGUUUGAGACGGUGAUGGGCUUCGUAGUGCCAUAUGCAGUGAUCGUGAGCAGCUAUGUCUGCAUCUUGCGACGCCUGAGAAGGACAAAGUUCACUCGCCGGGUCCGCAGUGAAAACCUCAUCCAUGCCAUUAUUGUGGUCUUUGCCGUAUUUUGGCUACCCUACCAUAUCAUAAAUAUGAUACAGGUUUCGGCUGCGCUUGCUGGAGAGGGCACCACUGUGGCACAAAGACUGGAAAAGAUCUGGAGACCCAGUCGUGCGGUGACGUCCUCCCUGGCUUUCAUCAGCAGCUGCGCCAAUCCCAUCCUGUACACUUUUGCAGGAAGGUCUUACAUCAAAACUAACGGCCUGGCCUUCAUGGCUCGUCUGUUUGAGGGAACUUCUCCGGACUCGGGCACCAGGAAGAUGAGGAAAGAAACGAUAGGGCUGAAGACAACAGAUUCCUCCACCAGUGCAGGGGGUCAGGCUGUGAUAAACGGAACACAAACAACUACUAAAUAGUGUGUGUGCGCACUGUGCAGAGUCAGUUACUCUGACGAGUGUGUCAUUCUGUAAUAUCCUGUGUUUCUAUUGUGUGGUUACACAGGAGUCUCAGAUGGUGUACUCUGUCUGUAGCCUACACAUAUGAUGGAUUUCAUUGGAAAUCUGUGAAAAAAUGGACAUUGGCUUCAACGUACCUUUUCCAAGAAAAUGUAAUAAGUCUCACAAAACCAAACCAUUACAUCAUAGAGCAAAUUUAAAUAUUGUAAAUAUUUGUUUCAUAGUGUUUUGUAUGGCUGUUCUUAGAUUAAAUAUACAACUGGACUGUAUAUAUUUGCAUUUGUAAUAUAUGAAAUAUUUUGUACACUCA